Molecule: messenger RNA, 4816 nt
Organism: Amoebophrya sp. A120
Lineage: Eukaryota; Dinophyceae; Syndiniales; Amoebophryaceae
Source: the annotation of a GenBank genome assembly
UGGCCCGAUGCGAAUUCGUGCGAUGUCGGUACUAGAGCGAAGGUCUUCCUCCACGAGUCUACGCGGUAAAACGCAACAUUUUCUUGUUCUUCCUCGAGCAGCAAGUUGUCGCGUUGCAAAAGGGGGGGGUCACCUCCACCAACCUCCUGCAAAAGAUAGAUUAAUACUUUUCAUCACUUCUACAACAGCAACAUGAGCUUUGAGUUCCUAGCCUAGGAGAAAUCAAUACAAACCGUUAGGACCCACGUUCUUGUUGAGAAAGAAAUCAACCGCGUUUAUUCUGGUUACCUGACCAAGAUGUUGGCCUCCGAUGACGCCUACAAUCAGGCGCUCACGGAUCCGACGUUCCAGCACCACCGGUUCAUCAAAUUUGGCACUUUGAUGGCCAUAUCCUGUGCAAAAGUAUCGUACUCGUACAAAUGCAAGAGCAAGUCUUGCAUUACAAAUCUUGUUUCCAAGGCAAAUCUGCAUUACAAAUUUUCUUUCUCAUGCUGAGGAAAUUUGUAAUGCAUUUAUACGAGUGCGAUACUUUUGCAAUGCAUAGGCCAACUGGUAUGAAGAGCUGGUUCUCCGAGAGCAGACAGGGCAAGGCCGAUACAUCCCACAGAGGCACUAUCGGAGUGUCAGGAUUGAAAUCGUCAAGGUUGAAAUAAUUUGCAAUGCAUAAAACGGAUACCAGCUGGAAGCCCACUUAUCAAGCGGCGCAUGACAAAUUUUUGGAUCACCCGAAUCCAAUUUGUCAUGCUGUUUGGGCACAGAAGACUGCUUUCGUCGUGCUCUUUUAGCAGUUCUACCCCAAGCCCUAAAUAGGCUCACAACCUGCCCCACUUGCCAUCCCGGCAAGACAGGCACUUCAUGCCUUGCCUUCUAUGCAUGACAAACCAUUUGUUCAACUUUGUCGAUUUCAAACCUGACGCUUCCAUAGGCACGUCAGGCGGAGUGGACUCUUAAAGGACUUUACCAAGGUAUAGAAGACUUCUACACGUGGCUGGUAGUUGCAAUAGUGCAUGACAAUAAAUCCGGUUUUUAUAAUACCGUGACUUAGCAUGACAAACCGCAGUUGUCGUGCUGAGCAAAUUUGUAAUGCCAUCAAUACAACAACUAGUCCAGCUCCAGUACGAUUACAAUACUUUUGCAAUAGCAAUUCAUAGAUACCAUCAUCAUCAUCAUCAUCAUCAAAACCCAACCUCUACAACAGAAACCGAGUGAGGUAAAAGAAACAGAUGACACCUUCCAGAGGGUAUACGGGCACAGGGUAGUACGCCAUGGUGAAAUGCAGCGGGGUCGUGAUACUGCUCAGGUUUUGAUCGUACGUGCCUUUUCCUCGGGCAAUUUACUCAUAGAAGGCAAUGUUGAAGACAGUUGUCUUCGUCUAACAUUUUCAUUCAGUCUCAAAACGCAUGGACAACUUGUGCAUGGGACGGAGGCCAAACCGACGGCAAUUUUUCAGCUUGUGCUUUGAUUGAUCGCAUUCAAAACCAAGAGAGCAGGAGCACCGUGCAGUUUUUUUCCUUUCCAUAGACGUACGACAAGCUGGAAAGGUCAAGCGGCGAAACGGGGAAGUUUUUCGUAUAACUCAUUGCUUUCCCUGGGCGUUUUUGAUGAGUGUGCAAUGCAUAAAAAGUAGAAGCGAAUGAUCAACAAUGCAGCUGCAGAUCCAACUUGUCAUGCGUAGUUAAGAUUGAGUAGACAAAGCUGAGUAUUUUGUUUGUAGUGCUUCUCAAAAAUAAUCUAAACCCAGCGAGAAGGCAACCUCGACGCGCACGCAGAAGACAACUUUAGUUCCGCCGGUCCAAGUAUGCAUUGCAAAAGUAUCGUACUCGUAGCAAUGGCAGUCAUGCGUCGUGACAGAUCUAUUUUUUUGUACCCUAUCCAACAUUACAAAUUUCUAUUUCAUUUUUCAUGCUGACCGCAUUUGUGAUGCGAUUUCUGCUACUUAUUACCAUGCUUUUACAGCGGAUAGCAAGAGAGCUGCAACAUGCCGACAAGGCAGUUGAGUUCGCAGAGCAGUAUAUGAAGGAGGUAGAGCAGGUCGAGAAAGACAAGUGUAUUUUUCCCUUCCCAACAACAACGACGCAGGACAUGGUGCCAAGGAGUAUUGAAAUUUUGAUUUUUUCAAAGUGAAGAUCAUUGUUUUGCUACAUCUACAUGCAUCAUGUUGACGGUGCGCAAUAAUUCCAAAUGCUUGUGCUCGUUGUAGGUAGUGCAUGACAGACGUGAAGAUGAUUUCUCUGUGUCUUGUGCAUGAGAAGGGGCAUCGAAACUGCGAAGUUGAAUCGAAAAUCCAAUCCUAUCACAGUGGAAGCCACAAGGCGGGUUGCGGAGCCGUUGAGAACAAGAAGUGACGUGAAAACCACGGUGAAGUACGCCACUGACGUGCCAAUUACAUUCUACUCCGAGCAGCUGAAAUCAGCAAAAUGUACAGCUUUUGUUUUUGUGAUGUUGACUGUUGCGCACUCUCUCAGCAUGAUGAGAAACGGAAUUUCACCUAAAGAACGAGAUUUGGAAUGCAUGAACGAGAUUCAUCUAUGAACGACUGUGAUACUUUUACAGCACAGGAUAAAAAAGUAAACACCAAAACAGCCUACAUCCGGUCUUCCCUGAAUGCGUCUGCCGCACUAUCACUGGAAAAAAACGCGUUAACGGAUACGGAAAAAACAAAAUUUCAAUUUGUGAUGCAAAAACGCUCACGCGAGCGAAUUUGUAGCCUAGAAAUUUGUGUUUUGCCUAGCACGCAUGACAACCAGAACCUGUCAAUGUCAUGCCUGGCUGCAAUGUGCGAUCUAAACUGCCGACGUUAACGCUUUACCCCCUGAUACGCAACCGGCCACCACGCGUUCGGAAAGAAUUCUAGUUUCAGCUGCCACACGUCAUUUAUGCGUUGCAAAACUGAUAUCGUGCUACUGCUAGUAAUCUGGAUUGUUUCUCAAAAUAGAAAUGGAAUCUGUCAUGCAGAGCAGUCAGGUACUAGCAAGGCGCAUCUACUGGUGUCAAUUAGUCAUACUACAAGCACGGUACCUUUUGCACACAGGUGGAUAUCAUUAGCCAAGGUAAAGACGAGUCACAAGGUGCACGAAGACAAUCUCAUGUUCGAAAAGGCAGAGAAGAACCUGCCAAACAUUGGACAGCCAACGGACGACGAAGCAGUAGUGGCGGGAAAGGUGCCAGUAGCGGCAUCGCUAGUGGAAUUGAAAAAGGGGUUGGUAGACGGCUUGAAGGCGGGAAAGGAAGGUGCUAAAGUUGUUGAACUUUAAGUUUUUUUGAUGUGACGAUUUAUCCUUGAGAAUUGAGAACGAAAAAGAAAUUAUGUGCAUGAGCAAGUGCUUUUCAUUUCUUUCGUAGAUCUACACAUGAUAUCACAUUCUGAUGCUAAAAAUUAUGGUCCAUCUCAGGCCCCUUCUGUCUGGCGAAGCUCCGGUGUGUCUUGAAAUCCAUCGCGGACAGCGACAAUUUUGUUCCCUGCGCGGCCGUAGUGGAGUUGAUUGGGGGUAUCGGCGGCGAGGUCGUCAAGCUCAGCCACUUAUGCAUUGCAAAAGUAUUCUCGUACUCGUAUAAAUGCAUUACUUACAAAUUUUCAGCAUAAGAAAUGAAAUUUGUAAUGCGGCUUUACGUCAAUAAAAAGACUUGUAAUGCAUGACUCCAAUUACUAUGAGUCGUGCGAUACUUUUGCACAGGAUGCCACCUCCUCGGCGGCAUGCGGAUCAAUGCGGACGUGAAUUUUUUCUCCCUGUUAGAAUCCAUCCGGCCGGCAGUGCGGAAAGGAGGGGAACGAGAAGUGUGGAUAGACGGUAGAAUUUUUUUUUUUGUAUGCGAACUGCAAGUGUUUGAUUGAAAUAGCGAAGCGUGCAGGACAUUGACAGGAGCUUCUAGCUCUAGCAUGAGAUUUUGUUUCCUUUAAUUCCAAAAUAAGCGAAACAUGAAAAAAAAUCAACAUCAGCGACCGUGGGCGAAGAUUGGACCAAAAUUGCCGCCGUCGCUGGCGAUGAGUACGCGAUUUCUAAUGCCGAGGAAGCGAGGACAUUUGCGCUGGAUGUGGCCUCGUGCUGUGCGGAUCUGCCGGAGUUGAAGUCUGCGUUGGGAAUGUGAGGUGACGGCUUCUUGAUAGGAUGGAGAAGUGCAAGCACAGACAUUGUUUUCUACUUUUGAAAAAGACAACGCCACAUCAAGCAAGCAGAGGACUUGAAUCGUACGACCAUACCUGAGACUACUAAUAUCGAAAAGCCGAUGUUUUACCUGUUAUUUGCGCUAAUAUAUAUAAUCAGAAACAGACACGAUACGCUGAUACAGCUAGACACAACGCAGCGGCUUCAUCUGAGCCGCUCGCGAAGCUCCACCAAGGACCUGUUAGAGUUUAAUCAGACACAGCUAUCAGAGCUGACACGACACAAAAACAGUUUACUGGAAUUAGAGUGAUACGGAAAUAGACAAAAAUAGAUCAGACUUUUUCUCGAUAAAUCAGACAAAUACGAAAGUGCUGCGCUAGAUUCGCGCCCAGAAGUGGUCUAGCAGCAGCUGUUGACAAGCUUGAAGUUUAAUCAGACAAUUUCAAACCCAGCUAUUAAGCUACCGGAUUUAUCAGACACGACCAGCUUGAAUUUAAUAUCAACAAACGAACAAUUCCUGUACAGUUGAAGAAGGCAGAGGUCCUGUACUCCUAAAGCGUGGUUUCUGUGCGAAACCACGAGUCCGCCGCUGCCUGAUCGAAUGAAUUUCUGUAUUUCUGUACAAAUUUUGUGAAAAUAUUAAAUGCAGCGGUGAGAUGAACAAAUCAAUGCAGUUGUAACAAAUGCACCUCACCUGCAGGCCUUUUUUCCAU